CAUGUUGUUGGCCACCUUGGGCCUUUGCACCGCUGUGCCUCUGCAGCCCUACGCGUACCAGCCGCUGCCCGUGGGCUCUGUUACGCCGAAGGGAUGGCUCCUGAAGCAGCUGACGCUGCAGGCGGAGGGCCUCUCUGGCCACCUCGCUCAGUUCUGGCAUGACAUCAUGAGCUCCGUCUGGAUUGGCGGCUCGGGCGACGGCGGGCUGCACGAGCGGACGCCGUACUGGCUGAACGGGGUGAUUCCGCUCGCCUUCCUGCUCCGCAACGCGGGCAUCGAUGAGCUGCCGCCCGUGGCCGGCAUCUACAAGGCGCCGUGGGGCCGCCACGGCUGGAUGUCGACGCUCUGCGAGAGCGGCGGCGAGGUGCGUGGCGCGGUGAUCGCCGGAGGCGUGGCGGGCUACCCCGUGGAGAGCGCCGCGGAGUGCCGCGACGACUGCGCGGCGCGCAGCGACUGCGUCGGCUACGCGGCCGAGACAUGCUCGGCGCCGGUUCGCUGCUGGCACAAGGGGCAGCUCCCGCAGGCGACGGCCGCUAGCCCCGCGGCUCCUGUGGGCGGCAAAGAAGCGGCUGCGGGCGUGUCGACUUGCGCGUGCCACGGCAGAAAUAUCCCGAAGCCGACGCCGGUCGACCUCAUGGGCCAAGUCGAGCGGUACGUGGAGGUCAUCCUCGCGCACGCGAACGCCACGAGCGGCUGGCUCGGUCCCGACAGCAGCCCUGCCAGCGGGGGGCAGUACUGGGGCCCCUCCAACGUACUGCAGGCGCUCUGGCAGUGGGCCGAGGCGAAGAGGGAGGGCGACGCGGCCGCUUUCUCGAAGGCGUCGCGCGCCAUGCUGCUGCACCUUCUGGAGCAGCGGCGGCGGAUGGCCAAAGCUCCGCUUGCCAGCUGGGCGAAGGCGCGCUGGAUCGACAUGGCCAAGUCGGCAGAGUGGCUGAUCGACAACGCACGGCUGACCGACGCUCAGAGAGGCGAGCUCCUCGAGCUCAUCGCGCUGCUCAAGGCGCAAGGCGAGGACUGGGACGGCUGGUUCGAGGCCGUCCCCCGCACGUCGAACCACAACGUCAACGUGGCGCAGGGCCUCAAGUCGGCGGCGGUGUGGUGGCGCUUCAACUCGUCGGCGUCGCACGCCAACCUCUCCAUGGCGCAGCUCUCGCUCCGCCGCAUGCGCAAGCUCGACGCGGCGUACGGCCAGCCCACGGGGAUGUACCUCGGCGACGAGAUUACUCCCGUCCCGCACACGCGCUCCCCCUCGCGCGGCAUCGAGCUGUGUGGCGUCGUCGAGGCGCUGUACUCGUACGAGGCGAUGUACUCCGUCCACGGGACUCUCGCCUUUGCCGACCGUACGGAGCGCAUCGCCUACAACGCCCUCCCCGCCACUUGGGCCUCGCCGAGGGGGGGCGACAUGUGGGCGCACCAGUACCUCCAGGCGGUCAACGAGAUCAACGCAAUCAAGGCGAGCCCGCACGUCUGGCAGCACGACAACGCCUUCUCCGAGACGUACGGCCUCGAGCCAAACUUCGGCUGCUGCACGGCAAACUUCCACCAGGGCUGGCCAAAGUUCGCCAACUCGCUCUUCCACUCCGCCCCCGACGGCGGCGUCGUCGUCUCGAUGUGGGCGCCCGCGGCCGCCAAGCUCCCUUCCGGCGCGACGGUCGAGGUCGACACGACGUACCCGUUCGGCGACGACGCCACCGUCACGGUCCGCGCCGCCGCCGGCACGCCCGUUUACCUGCGCAUCCCUGGCUGGGCCGUCAAGGCGACGGUCAACGGCGCGGCGGCUGCCAACGGCACCCUCUUCCGCGGCGUGGCGACGGGCGGCGCCGACGUCUUUGCCGUGGCCUUUCGGCCGGAGACGCGGCUUGAGCGGUGGGACGGCGGCGCGGCGAGCGUUCACCGCGGCGCGCUGCUCUACUCGCUGCCGAUCGCGCCAAACUACACCGUCUAUGCGCACCACUUUGGUACGGCCGACAUGUCCUCCGACUACUACCUGCAGCCGACCAGCCCGUGGCGCUUUGCGCUCGACGUCGACCCAGCAUCGCCCGGCUCCACCCUUCGCUUCGAGAGCCGUGGCUACCGAUCCGGCGCGGCGCCAUGGAAUCACAGCAACUGGCCGACCUCGAUCGCAGCGAGGCUCCGACCGCUUCCCACCUGGAGCGUCACCGCCAACUCGGCCGCGGAGCCGCCGCGUUCGCCAGCGUGCGACGCGGCCGCCCGGUGCGGGCCCGCCGAGGUGCGCGAUCUGGUCCCCCACGGAGGGACCGAGCUGCGGAUCGGCGAGCUGCCCGUCGCCUUCUUUGGUCCUCCAGGCGAUGGGGCGCGGUCUCCGCGGAUCAGUGUCCAUUGAAUCAUGCUAUGAAGCGAGAGAGAGAUACGAGUCUGCUUUUUAGUUUUUUGAGAGCUGUGGCCUGUGCGCUGUGACCUGUGUAUAUCCCAGCGGUGCCCGGCGAAACUUUGAAUGUUCUU
Molecule: messenger RNA, 2463 nt
Organism: Emiliania huxleyi CCMP1516
Lineage: Eukaryota; Haptophyta; Isochrysidales; Noelaerhabdaceae
Exons: 12
Source: RefSeq, a predicted model, not a curated record